Molecule: messenger RNA, 788 nt
Organism: Heterobilharzia americana
Lineage: Eukaryota; Metazoa; Platyhelminthes; Trematoda; Strigeidida; Schistosomatidae
Source: the annotation of a GenBank genome assembly
GGCUAGCAACCCUACCCGGUAAAACCAAUCCAACCGUUAAAGAAACUUCAAAUAACAAACAAAAUAUAAAAAAUGAUGAAACCAAUAAAAGAUGAUGACGGAAAUUUAAUUACCAAAGAAGAGAAACAAAGGCAACGAUGAGCUGACCACUUCAAAAAGCUCUUGAAUCGACCACCACCUGCACUUCGUCCAGAAAUACCACCUGCAGCCAGCCACAAAACUACAAGUGAACACAAAUCCUCCUACAGAAGUCGAGGUCCUAAAAGACAUAAGCUAUUGAAAUGCGGGAAAGCAGCAGGAUGAGGUUGAAUCCCGCCAGAAGCACUGAAAGCAGACAUGCUCACACCACUAAUGCAGAAGGUCUGGAAGGAAGGGGAGGUGCCUGCAGAUUGGAAGAAGGGCUACCUGGUCAAGCUCCCGAAGAAGGUGGACCUCAGUGUUUGCAAGAACUGGCGUGGAAUCAUGCUACUGUCAAGCAAAAUAUUAGACCGCAUCAUCCUGUAGAUACUAAACGAUGCGCCGGAUUCAAAACUACGACUAGAACAGGAUGGCUACCUUCAGGAAGUACAAAUCAUGUGCGGACCAAAUUGCAACGCAAUGCUUCGUAUCAUCAUAGAACAAAGUAUAGAAUGGCAGUCAACUCUCCACCUUACCUCAACUUCAUCCACUUUGAAAAGGCCUUCGACAACGUCGACUGAGAAGUAAUUUGGCAGUUACUUCAACACUACGGAAUACCACAAACCUUUAUCCGCCUCAUUCAACAACUAUAUGAAGACGCCACAUGCCAA